Molecule: messenger RNA, 2465 nt
Organism: Coregonus clupeaformis (lake whitefish)
Lineage: Eukaryota; Metazoa; Chordata; Actinopteri; Salmoniformes; Salmonidae
Product: transgelin-3
Exons: 4
Coding region: 735-1334 (199 amino acids)
Molecular function (GO): protein binding
Source: RefSeq, a predicted model, not a curated record
CACUGCUAGUUUAUUCAAUUGCCUAUGAGAUAUUCGGAAAACUUGCGUUAGGCUUUGAGACAAAUCUUAUACAUUUCCUAGAAAGUACAUGAUUCAAAUUCAUAAUCCGAUUUGCUAAUUUCUAAUUUUUCUUUUUUUGUAUUGUGAAAAAAGUAACUAUUUUUUCUAAUUCAUGGUAGGCUACAUAAUCAAUGCAAUGCGAUUGCUUUUCGAUGUUAUGCUCAACACGCACACAGUCUAGGAUACCAUAGGCUACCUCAUUAGAAUGUGCCCAGGACUGUUGCCAAGGACCACACCCAUUCCUGUAGAGCUCUGGUUCUGGGUCUCUGGGGGAUGUGUCUGUGCUGUAAGGGACACAGGUGCCAUUAGGGAGAAAGCAGAGGAUAGGGUGUGAGGAAAGAAAAGGAAAUCAAGUAAACAGGUGAUGUAGCUAAUCAUAGAAAAAUAUAUAUAUGUUGUCCCUUAUAAUGCACAAUUAACAAUGUGACUACUUUGCAUUAGUUAAUGUUCUGAUGUCAGGAAUUGGAUGUUAAUACAGUAGCAUUGCUUUAACAGUGCUUGAUAACGUUCAGUUUUCUACAUGAUGUAUUGCCUUUCUGUAGCGGGUGUAGGCUGCCAGUGCUGUGACUGCUCCAGGGUGUUGGUCAGUGGAGCUGCAGACUACUGGUCCGUGGGUGUCUGUCUGGCCUGUGUCUGUCUGUCUGUCUGUCUGAGUGAGCAGGACAGGAGGAGCCAUGGCUAACAGGGGACCCAGCUACGGGCUGAGCAAGGAGGUGCAGGAGAAGAUAGAGCUGAAGUAUGAUCUGGAGCUGGAGGCCCGGCUGCUGGACUGGAUCGUAGCUCAGUGUGGAGGGAACCUGGAGAGACCACAGCCAGGCAGACAGAACUUCCAGACCUGGCUGAUGGAUGGAACAAUUCUGUGUAGGCUCAUCAAUAGCCUGUACCCGCGUGGUAAUGAGCCCAUCAAGAAGAUUCUGGAGACCCAGAUGGCCUUUAAGCAGAUGGAGAAGAUCUCCCAGUUCUUGCAGGCUGCCGAGGUCUACGGAGUAAUGACCACAGACAUCUUCCAGACCGUGGACCUGUGGGAAGGGCAGGACAUGGCCGCGGUGCAGAGAACCCUGAUGGCCCUAGGAAGUGUUGCCCUCACCAAGGACGACGGACAUUACCGUGGCGACCGAGACUGGUUCCACAGGAAAGCUCAGGGUUACCGGCGGGAGUUCUCUGAGGACCAGCUUCGUCAGGGCCAGAGUCUGAUUGGUCUACAGAUGGGCAGCAACCGCGGGGCCUCUCAGUCCGGCAUGACGGGCUACGGAUCGCACCGACAGAUCAUGUAGAGACACCAGCCAGCCGCUCAGCCAGCUGCUAGCCACUCCCUCAGCCUGGUGGUGUACUCCAGUUACUGGACCUCCAGAAGAGAGCUCCACCACACCUCCUGAACCUCAUGAAAUGACCCAACCACUUUUCCCCCUUCCCCAGCAGCACAAGCCAUUCUCUCACACACACAAACACAUACACAUACAUACACAUACACAUUCACACACAUAUACACACACACACACAUUUCUACUGUUCGCCCCCAACCCAAACAGUGUUCCUUAUACCCCAACCACACCAUGAUUCCUACAGACGUCAGUGGUUUCUGCUUACCCCAUCCCCGCUCUCCAGUCCUCCUUGGUCCUGCUCUCUCCAUCCAUAUGGUCCUGCUAGCCAUUCCCUUCAGUGGAUGAAGUCUUAGUAAUUCAGUCGAUACAGAGAACCCAAGAUUGGAGUCGUCCUUCUACAAAACAAGCAAAUAGUAUUUUACACUACUACCAAAUAUAACAGCAAGACAACAUUAUAGCAUGUUACAUAUUUAAAUUAUUUAACUCUUUGUUUGUUUGUUUGUUUGUACAGUAGAUGUGUCCGAGUCAUUGUAUGGUCAUGGAGGGUUUGCUUUACCUCAUGAUGUUUCAUGUAUAACCGAAUGGAAUCAAUGAGCGAUGAUGCCUCUGCUGUCUUGUGUGAACAUGUGAAGACUUUGCAGUAACUUCUGUAACCAAAUGACCAUCACGUUGUUCCUGGUUAAUACAGUAAAGGGACCUUAAACUAUGCCUUGUAUAAGAAAUGUAACCCACCCUAAUGCAGAGGAAUUCAUAGGCCUAAACUUAGUUCAGUUUUUUUUUACUAACGUUCUGUGCGGAACUAGAAGCACAAGCAUUUCUCUACACUUGCAAUAACAUCUGUUAACCAUGUGUAUGUGACCAAUACAUUUGAUUUGAUUUGAUUUGAUUUAUAACAUAUGUAUAAUUAUAAUGUAUGUAACGUACAUCUAUGUGUCCAUGUGUGUUUGAGCCAAUCCCAUGAUUGUUAAAGAGCCACCUUGUAUGAAAGUGACACUGGGAUCAUUCUGUUCCUGGCCUGAUAUUGCUUCUAUUCUUUUUCUAAUCUGUGAAAUAUACUAAAGUCAUUGCUCUUGAACAUCUUUA